CUAUGUUUGUAAGCUGAAGAACUCCUUGUAUGGACUUAAGCAAUCUCCGAGGCAAUGGUACAAGAGAUUUGACAGUUACAUGCUUGAGCUGGGCUACAACAAAAGUCCAUGUGAUUGUUGUGUAUAUCAUAGCAAGGCAGAGGAUGGUUUGAUGAUAUAUCUAGUUCUGUAUGUUGAUGAUAUGCUCAUAGCUGCGAGGUUGAAGUCUGAUAUCCAGAAGUUAAAAGGGCUUCUUAGUGCUGAGUUUGAGAUAAAGGAUUUGGGAGAUGCUCAGAAGAUCUUGGGUAUGGAGAUUUACAAGGACAUGUUGAAGAAGAAGAUUUUAUUGUCACAGAAGAGCUACAUCCAGAAGAUACUAUCGAGGUUUGGCAUAUCUUCAGCAAAGCCCUUAAAUACUCCUAGUGCCUCAAAUAUUCAUCUAUCCUCAGCUUAUGCACCGCAUUCAGAGGCUGAGAAGGAGUACAUGUCAAGAGUCCCAUAUGCUAGUGCAGUAGGUAGCUUGAUGUAUGCUAUGGUAUGCACUAGACCUGAUCUUGCACAUGUUGUUAGUGUUGUCAGUAGGUUCAUGAUACAACAUGGGAAGAAGCAUUGGCAGGCUGUGAAGAGGAUCUUCCAGUACCUUAAGGGUACACCUGAUGUGGGGAUUGGCUUCGGAAGUGAUGCAGAGUGCUUGGUGUCUGGGUAUUCUGACUCGUACUAUGCUGGAGAUGUUGACAUGAGGAGAUCGAUGACCGGUUAUGUAUUCACUCUUGGGAGUUCUAUAGUGAGUUGGAAGGCAACUUUGCAGUCGACGGUGACAUUUUCUACUACUGAGGCAGAGUGUAUGGCAUUGACAUAAGCUGCUAAGGAGGGAAUAUGAUUGAAGGGACUGGUUGGUAAUCUGUGUCUACAUCAUGAUCAGGCAGUGGUGUAUUGCGACAGUUUGAGUGCAAUAUGUUUGGCCAAGGAUCAAGUCCACCAUGAGAGGACUAAUCACAUCAACGUGAGGUAUCAUUUAUUGAGAACAGAGAAGAGGAUUAAGAGCUUCCUACUACAUUGUGGAACUCAACAUUGCGUGCACAAUAAAAUCUGACUUCCGCUUGAGGUGUUGUAAAAGCUCCCCAUAACUUUUCCUGGCAGGCGUGUAUAUUUUGGCACACCGCUCCUUCCACAUUAACGCCACAUACCAGCACCACUUUACUCCUAUGGACAUGUCUCCCUGAUAUACUGAAUGACAGAGCUGCUGCAACAUCUCUUCCCAGUUUGUAGACCAAGAAAUACUGGGGAAUUAAGGCAUGUAAAAGCACCACAGCAUAAGGAUAACUUCAGAAGAGAUGGUCACGUGUUUCAGAUUCACUCUGACAUAGUAGAAAAAUAUUAGAUUCAAUGACACCCCAUUCCUUAAGCUAUGCUCAAGUCCCGAUACGACGGUGUAUAAUCAACCAUGCCAGAAAUCGAUGUAUAGGAAUAGUAAACUUCCCUCACCAAGCUAAAUACCACAACACCUUUUGUUUCCGUGGUCAAAUAGGCUGCCAUACAACUCUGAUAGAGAUUUUUUCCAGCAAUCUGCCUUCCCAUGUGACCUCAUUUCCUUCUUGCAAUAAUCUGUAUUGAAACCACGCCCUCAGCUUAAGAAGCUUCCUCCACAACCAUGAUCAUGUUUGUGUCUCUGGAAUUAACCAAACAUACCUCCCUUUUAACCUAUGCUUCUCAAUCCAGGCCACCCAAAACGAUCCUCCACGCAUAAGAAGCAUCCAAAUCAUUUUGCCUGCACAAGCCACAUUCCAUGUAUACAAAUCCCUCAAUCCUAAACCCCCUUCCUUCUUAGAUAGACAUAUCAGGUCCCAAAUGGCUUUUGCCCUUCUAGUACCCUCACCAUACCAAAGAAUUUCAGAACAUAUUUUUUGGAUCCUUGUAAUGAUUUUCUUGGGCAACAUGUAGACUGUCAUCCAGAACUGCGUUAUAGAAUAAAGGACAGAAGAUACUAACUGCAGCUUACCAACAUAUGAUAGCUUGUUGGCACGCCUAGAUCGAAUCUUGCUAGUCAGUUUAUCUAUGAGUAGACUGCAAUCAGCACUAGACAAGGAUCUAGACUGAAGUGGCACGCCAAGAUAUUUCACAGGUAGGUAGCCUUCUUUAAACCCUAAUAUGCACAAUGCUAUCUGUUUUGUCCUCUCCUCCAUUCCUCCAAAAAAUACUUCACACUUGUUUGGAUUACAUUGAAGCCCUGAAAUUCUAUAGAACAUAUAAAGCACAUUUCGUAAC
Linum trigynum is the source of this 2244-nucleotide messenger RNA. Lineage: Eukaryota; Viridiplantae; Streptophyta; Magnoliopsida; Malpighiales; Linaceae. The record is from the annotation of a GenBank genome assembly.